CGACUCUUUCAUGUCUCGCUUCUGAAAAUUUAGUGUUCCCUUUCCCUCAAAAAUUUAGUGUUCGCAGUUCCGCUCAUGUAACCCUAACCAGAAGGGAAAUUCAGUACGCAUGGCGGCAGCCCAGGUUCGAUUAAGCGCAUUCCGAGCAUCCACUUCCGCCACCGGACGGCCGAGCGCCUCCGCUACUUCAUCUUUUCCUUCACCGCCAUCGAAGACUACAGCAAAUAGCUUCGUUGCGUUCUCUCCCUACGGGCCACAAUUGUGU
Messenger RNA from Linum tenue, 265 nucleotides. The record is from the annotation of a GenBank genome assembly. NCBI's taxonomy places the organism in Eukaryota, Viridiplantae, Streptophyta, Magnoliopsida, Malpighiales, Linaceae.